AUGGCAGAGUGCUUGAGUGCGCAAGCAAUCCAGUUGCCUCGUGCAUCUUCUCUUGAAGCGCGACCGAGCUCGACGACGGACGAGUCGAUCCAGACGAAGGACAACGGCAACGAAUCCUCCGACGAGCUGAGUCUCGAGGAGAAAAUGGUCAUGCUCCAGGACCAGGGAGCCUCCGGUAAGGACAGUGCCACCCUGUUGCGCGAUAUCCUGCAGAAGGAGAAACAACAACACCACAACAACAACAACAGCCACAGCAACAACAACAACGCUGGCGAACAGACCGAAGACAGCGGCACCGACGACAAGGCGCCGUCCCCCAUGCAGAGCCCGAUGUCGAGUCAGAGCGAGGAGAUCGAAGACUGGAAACUCGAGGACGUGGCGCCGAGCAAGAAAGACGAAGACCUCGCCAACCUGAAAUCCUCGGGACCGCUGAGUCCCGGUCUCAGCCAACCGGCGGUGAACGGUUGCAAGAAACGAAAACUCUAUCAGCCGUCCAGACAGACAGUGGAAAACGGCGACUCGCUGGUUAUCAACGACGAUGAAGACGAGCUGGACGUCGAAGUGCCCGUGAAGCGAUCCGAGGAUCGAGAGGCCCUCCGGGCGCGAAUCCGCGAACACUACGACAGACUGACCGAGAGGGGACGGCUCGGAGACAUGAAACCGGUGAUAGCCGGCGGCGAGCAUUCCGACGGUUUCCACAGUCACGCCGAUCUGGAACGGCUAGUUACGAUGCUUAAGAGCGAGAUUACGCACACCUUGACACAGGUCAUCGAUAACAUUGUGUCUCGGUUCGUACCGCGUUUCCAAGCAGAUCAUCUCAGCAGCAGCCAUCAUCAUAAUCAUCAUAGCGGUGUCGUCGGCGACGCAAGAGCCCAUCUCGCUAGUACUGGUAGUCAUCAUCAGAUCGGAUCCCAAGCUCUCCGAAGUGAACGAGGCGCAUCUCCUCCGCUUGCUCCCGCAGUUCCUUUGCGACCUUCCCACCCUCCGUCCUUCGACCUCGCACGACACGAAUCGUUGAUGGCAUUCGGGGGACCUUUGGCCAACCACCAAAGAGAACUCUUCGCCCAAAUGCUCGACCGUAAAGCGAAAAGCAAGGUGAUCGACAGAGGCGGUAGGACUCCUCGCAAUGAACUGCAGAACAUUUCCGCUUCGUCGAAACCCAUGUUCGCCGGCGAACGCAUGAAAACCUCAACUCCGAACGCAUCUCCAGCUUUGCCGCUCAAACGCAGCGAGUCCCCGACUGCAGGCUACGGCGGAGGGGACUCGUCUCCCCCGCCGCCCUCAACGGUGGUGCCCGGUCCCGAGCAGACCGAGGCCAUGUCCCUCGUCGUCACUCCCGGAAAGAAGAAGAGGCACAAGGUCACGGACACCAGGCUCGCGCCCCGCCGCUCCGAUUCACCCAAGUUCGGCGAGUCGCCCUCAAGCGGUACCGCUUUGGUACCGUCGUAUCCACCUCCGCUAAUUCCGGUGUCUCUGCCGACCAGCGUCGCGAUCCCGAACCCGUCGCUCCACCACGACCUGUUCCACCUCCCUCAUUUCGAUCAUCAGCAGAGGCUGUCGGCCCCGUUCCAAUCGGGCCAACAACAGGCAUCGUCACAGCAGCAACAGGCUGCCCACCAGCAGCAGCAGCAGCAGCAGCGAUCAUCGGAAUCCCCCGUAUCUGAUCCAAGCAGCAAUCGGGCAUCGACGACCCCCGCCGCUGCUCCCCCCUCUUCAAACCUAUCGGCGGAUACUUUCGGGAUCUACCUGCAGCGAGCUGGUCUGAACAAAUCGCUUCAGGACAACACGAUCUCAGAGCGCGAAUCUCUUUCGGAGAGUGGAACGGAACCAAACGGAGGCGCACCGAUACCUCUGCCUUACGACAUGAUGAACAUAUUCAAAUAUAUUAACGGAGCCGGCGGCGCGGGAGCGUUGGGGGCCCUCGGCACCAAUAGUCCCUUCUGUCCCCGCACUGGAACGCCUGGAGCGGCCAGUCACGAGGGCAGCGCUACCCCAGCAUCCGAAACCUCUUCGUAUAGCAAGAACGGUAGUCUAGGGGGCACGGGGUACACAUCGACGUUGACGCCAAUGCAUCUUCGGAAGGCGAAGCUUAUGUUCUUCUACGUGAGAUACCCCAGUUCCGCAAUUCUUAAGAUGUACUUCCCCGACAUCAACUUCAACAAGAACAACACUGCCCAGCUAGUCAAGUGGUUCUCCAACUUUAGGGAAUUUUACUACAUUCAAAUGGAGAAGUACGCUCGCCAGGCGAUCAGUGAAGGCAUCCGAAACGCCGAUGAGAUCCGAGUGUCCCAUGACUCGGAGCUACUCAGAGUUCUAAAUCUUCAUUAUAAUCGCAACAACCACAUCGACGUUCCAGAAAAUUUUCGCUUCGUCGUGGAGCAGACCCUCAGGGAAUUUUUCAAAUCAAUUCUCGCUGGAAAGGACCAGGAACAGUCUUGGAAGAAGGCUAUCUACAAGAUCAUCGCCAGGCUGGACGACAAUGUGCCCGAAUACUUCAAGUCUCCGAAUUUUCUCGAGCAACUCGAGUAA
Galendromus occidentalis (western predatory mite) is the source of this 2529-nucleotide messenger RNA. It is a transcript of the gene pros, whose product is annotated as homeobox protein prospero. Bases 1 to 2529 code for a protein of 842 amino acids. The record is from RefSeq and is a predicted model, not a curated record. Gene Ontology annotation, cellular component: nucleus. Gene Ontology annotation, biological process: regulation of transcription by RNA polymerase II. Lineage: Eukaryota; Metazoa; Arthropoda; Arachnida; Mesostigmata; Phytoseiidae. The transcript has 5 exons. Gene Ontology annotation, molecular function: DNA-binding transcription factor activity, RNA polymerase II-specific; RNA polymerase II cis-regulatory region sequence-specific DNA binding.